CCUAUCUUCACAUACCAAGAGCUACGAGAUCGCCCCUUUCAUUCUUGAGUGACGGAGGGAUCAUAACAUUCGAGCCUUUUUUUUUUUUUCAUGCUUUUCCCUGAGGUCUGAGAAAUUAGCUGCAAUCAAUACGAUUUUUCUAAUCCUCCCUUUGGGAAAGCGGUGCUUUCUUCCGUUAGAAAAGAGGUUUUCACCGAGCUAGCAAAACCCCACUUCCCCAAGAAGGGAGGUAAAAUCAUAUCCUUCCGGUUCUGUUUCUGACAUCAUACUCGAUCCUCCAUUUUUGACGUUGUACGUAAUUACAUUCAGAAACAUGUUGCCGAAUGACCCUCAUCAAUCUGGUGAUGGUGAUGGAGAGAACAGUCUUAGUGCUAACUUACUCAUCACAAGACGUACUACCAUCGCCACCAGAUCAACUACUACGAGCCGGCAAUAUUGGCGUCGAAGUACUCUAUGUAUAAGCUUUGCCAUCUCUCUCAGCAAGGGCCCUAUUGGUGAAAAAUCAACACUGUCCUCGCCAUCUUCUUGUCCGCCGUAUGCUCCUUGCCCCCAAGAGCCCGUACCUGCCACUGCUGGCUCUAACCAAUGCAAUCUAACCUCCCCGGUUCAAUCUAGCCAUGUAACCAUCCAUGUUCGCUCUGACGAAGGGGAGGAAGAGAGACACGAAGAAAAGAUCCUGCCAAACAAUCGGAUUGUGCAAGAUCAGAGGAUUCAGGACGAUGUUCGGAAUAUAGUGAAAGAGAGUAACUUGAACUCUCUUAGGAAACUCGGUGGCGUUGACGGAGCUGUGAAACUUCUGGGUUCUGAUGUGCAGAACGGAAAAAAGAAGCGUGGAGCUCAACAAGCGUGGAGCACAACCAACAACAUCCCAAUUGAUGAAAAAGGUUUCUGGCACUUCUUUCGGGACGUUUGUUUCAGUUACCAAAAUGUUCUCCUCUUUAUCUCAGCUGUGUUAGCCUUCGUUAUUGAUAUCAAGGAGCACGGACCCAAAUAUGGAUGGCAUGACGGGGUUGCCAUACUGGUUGCGGCAGUCCUAAUUGUUGCAUUAUUUUCAGUAGGAAAGUUUCUCCAAGAAGGGAAAAAGAAAAAAACUCUUUUGGAGAAUAUGAAUAAAAGGGACGUGGAGGUUGUAAGAAGUGGAGCGUUAGAGAAUACUACCAUUUCUGAUGUUGUGGUGGGUGAUAUAGUAGUUUUGAAGAUGAAUAAUCGUGUUCCAGCUGAUGGUUUGCUUGUGGAAGGGGUGGACUUUGAGGUGGACGAGGUGUUGAAACCCAAAAUCGAUCGUGAUCAGAACCCGUUUCUCUUCUCAGGUUCAAAGGUUAUUAAAGGUCAUGGUAAGAUGCUUGUGACAUCGGUUGGUGACAAUACAGCUAUGGGCAAGGUGCUGAGCUUGGUGACACAUAAUCCUGAGGAAAAGACACUGUUACAAGCUCGGAUCGAGAAAACAAAUGAUUAUAUUGAAUUUCUAGCUCUUUCUGUCAGUGUGCUUAUUGCUUUUGUGAUAGUAAUUCGCCUCUUCUGCCAUAGGCACAAUAGCAGUAAAUAUUUGCCAGAACUUAAGGGGAAUGUUUCAGUGGACAUGGUGAUGAAGAUCUUCGUGAGAAUUUCACUCAUUUCUCAAGGAAAGAUUUGGAUUCUGACCAGUGCUCUCACGGCAAUGGUAACAGGAAUUCAACACGGGAUGCAGUUUGUGAUUACAAUCUCUCUUUGUUACUGGAAGGACAAGGUGCAACCAUCUGAGGCAGACAUUCAUAAUUUGUUUGCUUGUGGCACAAUGGGGCUGGUCACGGUUAUCUACAUUGAAUCGACUGGGGGUCUAAUGUGUGAAGAGGUGACGGUUGACAAAAUUUUUGUCGGCGAGAAAGAUAUCAGCAACUGUGUGAAGUCUGAAACUGGUCGCUCUGUUCAUGAAGCUUUGCGUCAGGGACUUGCUUUGUCAGUUCUUGUGCCUGAGAUUUCUGUUGGCCGAGGCACCCUUGCACUUAGUUCUUGGUUGAGUUCCCAAGCAGGUCUAAGUACGGAGGAUUUGGCUCAAAGUUUUGACAUUCUCGAGCACACAAAAUUAAGCUCUUUCAAGAAGGUUGUUGGUGUUUUGAUGAGGAGAAGAGAUAGGGAGGAACAAAUUCUGCACUUGCACUGGAAUGGAGCUGCAUCGACUAUAUUGGGAAUGUGUUCACACUACUAUGACAGCAUGGGCGGAAGACAUGCUAUACAGGAUCAUCAGUUAAACAUGUUUAAUCAAAUGAUUAAAGCCAUGAAGGAUUCUGGUCUUAGACCCAUUGCCUUUGCUCAUAGACAAAAUGAGAACCGAGAACUUGUCGAAGAGGGGUUGAACUUGUUGGCACUGGUGGGUCUGAAAUACACGUGUCAGAAAGAGAUUAGAUCAGCAAUGGAGGUUCUUAGGAGUGCUGGAGUACGCAUCAAGUUGGUUUCAGAAGAUGAGCCCCCAGCAGUGAGAGCCAUAGCCUGUGACUUGGGAAUCUUUGGUUCAAAUGAUGUGGAACUUGGAGGUGAAGAAACUAGAGAACUGAUUAGUAAUGGAAAUAUUGAGAAAGUGGAACUGGCUAAGGUGAUAGGAAGUUGCCUCCCAGAGGACAAGCUUUGCAUGAUACAGAAAUUGCAACAAAGAGGUCAUAUAGUUGCUUUCUUUGGAGGGCUGACCACAAGUGACGCUCUAGCUCUGAAAGCAGCCGAUUUAGGGAUUACUAUGAAUGCCUGGAGCACUGAAUUGGCAAGACAGAGCUCAGAUGUUACUGUCAAAAGUUUUGAUUCGUUAGGUACCAUUUUGAAAUAUGGUAGAUGUGGGUACCACAACAUUCAGCAGUUCAGUCAACUUCAGCUCACCACUUGCAUCUCUGGACUACUAGUAGCCUUAGUGACCACAACCAUUACUGGAACAUCCCCAAUAACAGGACUUGCAUUGUUCUGGGUGAAUUGGCAAAUGUGCCUUCUAGGGAGCCAAGUAAUGUUAAUGGAGUUAAAAAGCCAGGAACUUCUAGCCAAUAAACCAGUUAUUGGACCUCAAUCACUUUUAACCGAGGUCGUGUGGAUUAACAUUGCCAUUCAAGUCAUAUACCAGGGUUCCUUCUUUCUGAUCUUUCAGUUUAAGGGGCAAGACAUAACCGACAUGAAUGGUAGUGUCCGAGAGACAAUGAUCUUCAAUGCAUUUUUAUUGUGUCAGAUAUUUCACCAGUUCAAUGCCAUGGAUCUAGGGAAGAAGCAAGUGUUGAGCGAUGUCCUUCACAACUGGCCUCUUUUGGUAACUUUGGCUGCUGUUAUGGCCAUGCAAGUUAUGGUGAUUGAGCUUUUGGGUGAUGCGACCAGUUUUGUGAAGUUGAAUGCAGUACAGUGGGUUUCGUGUUUUCUUGUUGCUGCACUUUCAUGGGGGUUUGACUUGGCCUUAAAGUCCCUAGCCAAUGUCUUCACUAAAUGUUUUGCUCCACAUUUUUCUGUUCUAAUCUUCAUAAUGCUCCUUUUGUCCGCGAUGCCUGCACUAGUCGAUGUUGUCAACCGGUAUGAUAAUAUUCCGUCGGGUUGUGAAUAAAGCAGUCGACCUUUUAUAAGGAAUAGCAUCACAAAUCAGAGUAUCAAGCCUAGAAUGAAGUCAGGAUUAGUUCAAGGCUAGAAUCAGAGUAUUAGGGCUGUCAAGCAUAUUUUUCUCCUUUAUUGUAGUAUUUUCUUAAUUGCUUUCCUUGAGUAUAGUUUCCUUGUAUAGCUUUCCUCGUAUGUAUGGGACAGCUUGUAAAGCAUCUAUAUAUAUGAAUAAUAUACAUCCUCUCUAUCUCAACAAGUGGGAUAGUUUCAUCUCAA
This is a messenger RNA of Carya illinoinensis, 3810 nucleotides long. RefSeq names its product calcium-transporting ATPase 12, plasma membrane-type-like. Bases 314 to 3544 code for a protein of 1076 amino acids. Gene Ontology annotation, molecular function: P-type calcium transporter activity; nucleotide binding. Gene Ontology annotation, cellular component: intracellular membrane-bounded organelle. The transcript is spliced from 4 exons. The record is from RefSeq and is a predicted model, not a curated record. NCBI's taxonomy places the organism in Eukaryota, Viridiplantae, Streptophyta, Magnoliopsida, Fagales, Juglandaceae.